Messenger RNA from Raphanus sativus (radish), 2286 nucleotides. RefSeq lists its product as uncharacterized. Gene Ontology annotation, molecular function: nucleic acid binding; zinc ion binding. The coding region runs from base 1 to 2286 and encodes 761 amino acids. The transcript has a single exon. The record is from RefSeq and is a predicted model, not a curated record. NCBI's taxonomy places the organism in Eukaryota, Viridiplantae, Streptophyta, Magnoliopsida, Brassicales, Brassicaceae.
AUGACCAAGAAAACGGCAGAAGAAACUUCUAUGGACAUGAACGAAUUACGCAACCUCCUCGUCGAGAUGCAAACCGCAACUCAAACCUCCAUUCAGCAACAAGGCGACACGUUAACUACAGCAACGGUUGAAGUAACGGCAAGUCUUACUGCCCUCACGACCAUGUUAACUACUCGCUUGGACCUGCAGGCCCAUCCAAUCGGUGCAGCUCCACAACCCGUGCAACAUCAUCCUCUACAACAACUUCGUCAACAACAACAACCACUUCCACCUAUCCAGGCUCCUCUGCGACAGGACCAACAACGAUUUCCCCAUCACCACCAGCUUGGUGUUGCCCGAGCUCGCGACUUAUAUGAAGAAGAAGAAGAGGAUCAUCGACGAGUUUAUCGAGAAGAUUUACGGCAGCGAGAUAACACUACUAAUCGUUGGGAAAACAGUUUUAAGGUUGACAUUCCCGAAUUUCAUGGAGGACUUAAAGGAGAUGAUCUCAUUGACUGGUUGAUUUCGGUAGAGGAGAUUCUCGAAUUUAAACAAGUGCCUCCCGCAAGAAGAUUCUCGCUCGUGGUUAUGCGUUUUCGCGGACAUGCUGCAACAUGGUGGAAACAGCUUAAAACCACACGUUCUCGUACUGGUAAACAGCCAAUCCAAUCAUGGGAAAAGUUGACAAAACACUUGCGCCAAACAUUCUUACCUCAUAACUACGAACGGACCAUGUAUACACGGCUCCAGAAUCUGCGCCAAGGAACGCGUAGUGUUGACGAUUAUGCCGAAGAAUUUGCUAUGCUCUUAACGCGCAAUGAGAUUAAUGAUAGCCAAAUUCAGCUGGUUUCUCGCUUCAUUGGCGGUUUACUACCUCACCUACAGACAUCUAUGGCUCAAUUUGAUCCUUCUACUAUUGGAGAAGCACAUCGUCGUGCAUCUUCGUUCGAGCAGCAGUCAAAAUCUUCAAACUGGAAUCCUUCCCCAUCACGUGCGCGUACGUCUGACCACACCGCAAACACCACCCCGUCUAACAACUCUAAAGAUGCAGGCGAGACAAGCAGCUCUUCUACUAAACCACCAACACCAGAAGAACAACAACUACGACGGUCUACACGUCCAAACGCCUUGCGUUGCUACUCUUGUGGUGAACCGGGUCAUCGCCAAACAGCUUGCCCACACACCACACGACGAGGGUUAGUCUUAGACGAGCCUCUUAUUGAGCAGGAAGUUUAUGAUUCUCAGGAAGAAGAUGACGAUGACACCACAGUCCACCAGACUACAGGCGAUACAGGGCAUCUUCUUGUUCUUCAGCGCUCUUGUCUUACUCUUCAACGAAACGACGAACAGUGGCUGCGGACGAAUAUUUUUAAGUCUACUUGCACAAUUAAGAACCGCGUCUGCAGUUUUGUGAUUGAUUCUGGAAGUUGCAGGAACGUGAUCUCCGAUGAUGCUGUUACUAAGUUGGGCCUGAUACGAGAAACACAUCCGUCGCCAUACACGCUAAAUUGGCUCAACAACGCUGCUACUGUGCGUAUCACGCAACGAGCUCUGGUCGCGUUCUCCGUUGGUCAAUAUUACCAAGAUCAAAUCUACUGUGAUAUUGCACCUAUGGAUAUCAGUCACUUAUUACUUGGUCGUCCAUGGGAAUUUGACCGCAAAAUCAUACAUAAUGGAGCAGACAAUACAUACCAGUUUACCUGGAAUACACAAAAAAUUUUGCUCUUACCAACCAAAGAAAUCACUGUUCCAAAAUCUCCAGCACCAGACGUCCAAAGCAAUAACCUCAUGUGUUCUUACUCAACUUUUCUCUCCGAGCUCCGACUGGAAGGACGCGCUUUCGCUCUUCUUCCAUCUUCCUCGUCACCAACGCUACCAUCUCAACUCAGCCCUUCCUUAGCCGCAUUACUUAAGGAAUUUGAUGAUGUUUUCCCUACAGAGUUGCCUACAAAACUCCCUCCAUUACGAGAAAUACAACAUCAGAUUGACUUGGUUCCCGGCGCAACGCUACCUAACAGACCACACUAUCGGAUGAGUCCAACGGAACACGAAGAACUGCGACGCCAAGUAGAGGACCUCCUGCGUAAAGGUCACAUUCGUGAGAGCCUUAGCGCUUGUGCAGUUCCAGCCCUUCUGAUACCUAAGAAAGAUGGGACAUGUCGUAUGUGCGUAGAUAGUCGGGCAAUCAAUAAGAUAACUAUUUGUUAUCGCUUUCCAAUCCCGCGUUUAGACGACUUGUUGGAUCAAAUUGGUACGUCCAAAAUAUUCUCCAAGAUUGAUCUUAAAAGUGGCUACCAUCAGAUAUGA